CUCCUGCUCUUUGCCUCCCUGCUGGCCCUGCUGGCUCCUCUUCUUGCUCUGAACAUUGCAAACCUGGAAAACCUGAAGGCAAAGCCAGAAGAUAUCAUUAAUCUGCAUUCAGAUACAUAUGGAGAGGACUCGAAGAGCAAAGUCGCUAACCCGCAGCAGCGCAAUUUGCCCAAGGACUGCAGUGAGGUCUCUGCUAGCAGCCCCAGUGGUGUCUACGUGAUCCAGCCCACAGGACUGCACCCCAUUGUGGUGUACUGUGACAUGAGUGUGGCAGGGGGGGGCUGGACAGUCAUCCAGAGGAACAACCGGACCACAGAGAUCACCUGGGACGAGUCCUGGAGCACCUACAAGUACGGCUUUGGCAACGUGGUCACCGAGUACUGGCUGGGCACUGAGUACAUCCAUCAGAUCUCCAAGCAGAAGGUUUACCUGGUCAGGUUUGUCCUCUGGGAUGCUUCAAACACCACCAAGUUUGCAGACUACAACCUCUUCUACGUGGAAGAAGAGUCCCAGGGCUACCGGCUGAGGCUGGGAAGCUACUCGGGCUCAGCAGGAGAUGCCAUGGGCUCUACAAGUACUUCCUCAGUGCAUGACAACAUGAAGUUCUCUGCUAAAGACCGGGAUCAGGAUGCUUACAGUGGCAACUGUGCCUCCAGCUAUGGGGGUGGGUGGUGGUACUCGGCCUGUUAUGCCGCACGGCUGAACGUCAAGGGGGCCAUAAGCUGGGGCAGCCUCUGCAGUGGGAACUGCAAGGCUUCUGCCAUCCUCCUCAAACCAGCUCCCUACUGCUAG
Molecule: messenger RNA, 792 nt
Organism: Dryobates pubescens (Downy woodpecker)
Lineage: Eukaryota; Metazoa; Chordata; Aves; Piciformes; Picidae
Product: fibrinogen-like protein 1-like protein
Exons: 3
Source: RefSeq, a predicted model, not a curated record